CCUUCCAUGUCAUCCUUCCAAGUCUUUGAUGCCAAUGCCGAGAGGCAAAGCCCGACAUUCGCGGACUUUACCCACACUUUUGUCCUGUACAGCACGACACAUACGGAGCAGUCACUCUCCGAAAUUCCAAAGGCUCUAGCCCUCAAUGUCUCGAGAAAGCGCCGCGUACAUAAUAAAUCUAGAAAAGGGUGUGAGAACUGCAGAAGGCGACGAGUAAAGUGCAAUGAAGACGACCCUUGUGAGAACUGCACCAGAAGGGGUGACACUUGCAUAGCUUCUGCAAAUUUGAAUGCCAAUGGAAGAUCUUAUCCAGCACUCUCGCAGACUCUUCCAAAUUCAAUCUCAGAUAAUGCCAUGGUGAACCUGCACCACACGAAACUAUUUCACCAUUUCGAAUCAUCUACUCAUAAAACGCUUUUGAUCGACCCUGAUGUAUGGAAAAAGGUACUUCAGCUUUCCUUCCAGUUUGAGUAUUUGAUGAAUACCAUCCUUUGUGUGGCUGCUCGGCAUCUUUCCCUACUGCAGCCUGAUAACAUUGAGCACUCGGCGACGGCAGCUCAGCAUUUGUGCCGAGCCUUGUCGCUCUUUCAAUAUCAGCUAUCUACGAAUUUUACUUCAACUCAUAUCGACGCCUUCAUCGCAACCACGCUGUUACUUCUGUAUGAAGUAUGGUCCCAACCCGACCCUCUUGCAUCCGACCACAGCCCUGUAUCAGCAUAUGAAUCAAAAGACAAUCACCAUGUUCAUGAUAUCUCCUGCCCAAUAGAAGGUGGUUAUGUGCCAGCAAUCGGUCGACUCUGCCUUAUUCUGGCAUUUUUACCUGGACCGGGGCAGCCGCAGCCAGACCCUGAUGAAGGACCUCUACUUUCAGAUCUAGCGAGGUGUAUUUUUAUGUUUCCAGUAUCAUGUCACGGGGCGUUUGCAUCGAUGGUCCAGGAGAGCGAUCCGCAUGCUCUGCUUGUUUUGUACCACUUCUAUCGCGCUACAAGAAUUCUCCUUUGCUCGAGCGAGUACUGGUGGGCCCAUGGCCACGCCAGCAGAUCUGAAAAAUGGCUGAAGAAUUAUCUAACUCAGUUAAUCACCAACUGA
This is a messenger RNA of Clonostachys solani, 1089 nucleotides long. The record is from the annotation of a GenBank genome assembly. NCBI's taxonomy places the organism in Eukaryota, Fungi, Ascomycota, Sordariomycetes, Hypocreales, Bionectriaceae.